Molecule: messenger RNA, 2343 nt
Organism: Panonychus citri (citrus red mite)
Lineage: Eukaryota; Metazoa; Arthropoda; Arachnida; Trombidiformes; Tetranychidae
Product: transmembrane protein 68-like
Exons: 2
Coding region: 594-1523 (309 amino acids)
Cellular component (GO): membrane
Molecular function (GO): acyltransferase activity
Source: RefSeq, a predicted model, not a curated record
AAAACCUGAAAUGAUGGUUAGUGUUAUUGUUGAUGUUUCUCUUGGAAUCAGCAACUGAAAAAACAUUGUUACUCUACUAGUUUUUCCAUAUUCUCAUUACAGUGAAAGAGAAUUUCAAAUUAAUGAGUAAUUCUUUUAAUCAUAAUUCAAAUUCACUCUAAUUAACCACCAAUAGAGAAUAAAUAUUCUAUUUAGUGUUUUCUUCUUUUUCCAUUUGAUUUUCUAUUCUCUUUGUUGUUGUUGUUGUUUUUUCUUCUUUUGGUUUUUUUUUCUAUUCGUUUUUAAUGUUUACCUUUUUUACUCUUGAAAAUGUUUACAUUCUAAUAACAUAAAGAUUCAACAAAUAGAACUCGGAUUUUCCUUGUUUACAUCAUAAUAUUUUCUUCACCAUCUAAACUGUUUUAUGUUCAUCAGUGUUACCAAUUUCAUCUCUUCAUUUGGUGGUGGAAAAAUUAUUCCACUCAAUCAGUUAUCCUGUUUGGUUGUUAAAUUCAAGUUAAUAUUUGGGAAAAUAGCAUUAACCUAAAGGCUUUGUUUUUCUAUUGUGGUGAUCUACCUGAUGAUUGUGGUGUCUUCUAAUUGUGUCAAUAGAAAUGAGCUUGUUUGCUUUUAAUAGUACAUUUGUUGACAUUGAUUAUCUAAGAUGGUUGGUCUGGUUGUUGAGUCCAAUAUUUAUCAGUUUCCUAUUACCAUUGACAAUACUCAUACUUUGCUAUAGUUCAGCUUUAUUUUUACACGUUUACCGGCAUCGUUAUCGUAUUACUGAAAUCAAGGAGGCUGUUCGUGCUGGUGAUUAUUGGCAAGGUGCACGUCAAGCAAUCGCAACCGUUUGGGAUGCCCAUGGUUGGAUUUAUCAUGGUUAUGAGGUUAAAGGAUUACACAAUAUACCCGAUACUGGACCUGCCUUAAUUGUCUACUAUCAUGGUGCCCUUCCCUUAGACUAUUACUACCUAAUGGCGAAAACAAUUCUUAAAAAGAAAAGGUUAAUCAAGGCUGUUGGUGAUAAAUUCUUAUUCAGUAUUCCUGGUUGGAAGUUGAUGAUGGAGGUUUUCCAUGUUUUCCCUGGAACUUUAAAAACCUGUACCCAAGUAUUACAAAGAGGUGACCUGUUGUCAAUUGCACCGGGUGGUGUUCGUGAGGCUCAAUUCGGUGAUAAUAGGUACAAAUUGGUUUGGGGUAAUAGAAUUGGUUUCGCCAAAGUUGCCAUUGCAGCUCAAGCACCAAUUGUACCUGUUUUUACUGUUAAUCUACGUGAGGCCUUUAGAUCAGUUACCAUAGGGCAAAGUUGGUUUGAAAAGAUUUAUGAUAAAACAAGGUUACCCAUGGUUCCUAUUUAUGGUGGAUUUCCGGUUAAAAUGACAACAAUAAUCGGUGAACCAAUACCAUAUCAUCCCGAUAGAACACCAGAGGAACUUGCAACCCUAACAUCGGAAGCCAUAGAAAAAUUAAUCCGUGAUAAUCAGCGAAUUCCUGGAAGUAUUUGGAGAGCAAUUUUCGAUAGAUUUAAAAGAAAACUGGGAUAAAAUGGACGCAGAGAAAACUGUUAAUUAUUUUUUUUUACUUCCUUUUUAUCAGCUGAAUCCAUAAAUACAAACUCUUACCAAGAAACUUUCAGCUUAUCCCAUUGCCCCAGGAUAAAGAAACAAAAAACACACCAAGAAAUCACAUGCAUGAUAUAAACAAAGAUGUAAAUAUCUUAAUUAUCGUCUACCGUCACAGCGAUGCUUUUUUUUGUAUUAACUCUCUCUCUCUCUCGAGCAUUUGAUUCUUGGUUUACAACAAAUUCAGUGCAAUCAAAUGAGCUAUACGAUUUAAUCUUAAUCCAAAGCCUGGCCUAUUGGAUAUCGAUACCGACCUUGCUUACCGAUGUUCCCGUUAAUCCACCCACAUUGAUUUUUAUCAUUAUGUUUUCUUGCUGUGUCUUCAUCUAUUUUCAUUAACUAUGGAAAAUACAAAUCGCAUCGCCAUCGAUUCAUGUUAUAUAAUCUGUUAAUUUAAUUACAAUUGCGGGAUCCAUUGUGCAGAAUCUACAUCUCAUCUUAUCUGUAAAUCAGAUUAAUCUACUUUAAAAAAGAAUAAGGAAAAAAAACUUGAUAAUCAUUUGAAAGAAUUCAAAAACCUGUAAAUAUUCAAGUUCAUCUAAUCAAAAUCAAAUUAGAUUUAACUACAAAUCACACCAAGAGGAAAAUUCUGGAACAAUUUAAUUUCGUCUUCAAUAGUUUCAAAGCCAAUUAAGUUUAAAUCAUCAUCUUGUAAUCAUCAUUGGUAAAAAAAAGUAACUUUAAUUAUAUAAAGUGUAUCUGAAAUAAAAUACAAACAAAUAAACAAUUAAUACAAAGGUAA